Meloidogyne enterolobii is the source of this 817-nucleotide messenger RNA. NCBI's taxonomy places the organism in Eukaryota, Metazoa, Nematoda, Chromadorea, Rhabditida, Meloidogynidae. The record is from the annotation of a GenBank genome assembly.
UUUUCUUUUCAAACUUUUGUUGUACUAGUAACGCCGAUGCCGUUCCCGAACGAUUUUUCGCAAUUCUUCCCGAACAAACUCCGCGCGAGGAACGUCCCCGGCCUUGUAAAAUUUCAGGGUAUACACCCCAUAAAAUCUGAGACUCAAAUAUGGAGGGGAUAUAAACAAAGAACUUCUUGUUAUUUUAUUUUAAAUGUCUUCAACAGGUGCUCGUGCUGUUGGUACAGAUGGAACAGAUUUUAAACAUCGUCAACGGGUUGCAGCUUCAAUUAAAUUAAGUGUUCAAUACAAAUUUUAUUUGAAAUUGCUUUUUGCUCUUCACUUUUUAAUUCUUCUACCAUUAUGGGCAAAAGUUGGUGGUGAAUUAGUUUUUGAUCAAUUUAAAUUAAUGAAACAGCCAAAACUUUGGAGAAGAUUGGAUCUUCCAAAUGCAUAUCCUUGGGAAUAUAUUUGGUGCUUAUCUUUUAUUCCAAUUAUUUUGGCAAUUCCUUCAUUUCAGAAAAAUAGGCUUCUUUUGCUCAAACUUAGUUAUUAUUCCCAAUUUUUGUUUGGAAUAACACCUUGCGCAAUAGGCUUGGGCAGCCAAUUUCCUGAAUUAAUAGACUAUAUUCGUUUUGGAGAGCAAAGUAAAGUGCCAACAUUUAGUGGAAGUUUUCCAAUGGUUAUUCUUUGGUAUUUAUUCUUUCUUGCAGUCUUUCAGAUUCAAGGAUUUUCAAUGUACUUCACUUUUAAUUUGUUAAAUGCUUGGAGAAGGGAUCCAGUAAUUUUAAAACAAUCAGCAGACAAAACGCAAAAUAUUGACAAAAAAGAUGAUUAG